AUGGGGCCUAAGAAAGGACAGGAAGCGCAUAAGGGCAAGCAACCUACUAGGCCUCAGAGGAAGAGGGUGCGUAUAGACAAGGACGUUCAUAGUGCGGAGGUCUCUGCUCGGAUGCAGCGUGCAAUUAUGGAUCAACUGGGGGCCUUGAAUGUGACAGUGGGGUCCAGGUGUUCCAGGGUCAUGGGGCGGUCAGGUAUGCUGUUCUUUGAGCAAGAGGUACUCGCACAACUUUCUGCAUUACAGAAAGGCAGCAGUGGCAUGGAGCAGCUGGCAGAACUAACGCGGGGAGUGGAGCCGGAUACGGAUGUGGAGUCUGAUGGAGGGGUGGCGGUCCCGGAGUUGAUUGGUGAGCUGGAGUGGCCUGCACAGUCAGCACCAGUGGCUGUGGUGGUUGCACCACCACCUGGUGGGGAUAAGUAUUUGCAGCCUCAACAACUCCAGGGGGAGGUGCUGAUUACUCUUUCUCAAGGGUGCAUCUUAUGGGGAAGCAGGGUGGUGGUCCCCCCCCCCCCCCCGCUGCAGAAGCGAGUUUUGGAGUCACUCCAUGAGACACACCCGGGCAUAGUCAGGAUGAAGGCCCUAGCCAGGAGCUACGUCUGGUGGCCGAGGAUGGACAAGGAGAUCGAGAAUGGGGUGCGGAGGUGCAGCGCAUGUCAGGAGUCACGCCCCGAGCCACCAAGCGCCCCGGUCACAUGUUGGGAAACCACUAGGAAACCCUGGUCCCGGCUCCACUUAGACUUUGCGGGGCCCUUCCAGGGACAGAUCUUUCUGAUCAUGGUGGACGCCUACACCAAAUGGCUAGAGGUCAUUCCAGUAGCGUCCACGUCAUCAGCAGCCGCCAUACGGGCACUGCACCGGGCCCUCAGCACCCAUGGUAUUCCGGACACUAUAGUCACAGACAACGGGGCGGCUUUCACCUCUGGGGACUUUCAGGCAUUCCUGCAGAGGUACCUGAUUAGACACAUAAGAUCUGCCCCGUUCCACCCGGCCACCAACGGACAGGCGGAGCGAAUGGUCCAAACGACCAAGGAAGCCCUGGGCCGG
Heteronotia binoei (common prickly gecko) is the source of this 1044-nucleotide messenger RNA. RefSeq lists its product as uncharacterized. Gene Ontology annotation, biological process: DNA integration. The record is from RefSeq and is a predicted model, not a curated record. NCBI's taxonomy places the organism in Eukaryota, Metazoa, Chordata, Lepidosauria, Squamata, Gekkonidae. Gene Ontology annotation, molecular function: nucleic acid binding.